AUGUCGAGUCUUUGCAGGUGGCUGGUCACCAACGCCCAUGUGGUGCACCGCGCCGUGUCGGUGUUGGUGCGGCCCACCACAGGGCCGCCUGUGAAGUACAAUGCCAGGGUGGUGGCCGUUGGCUUGCCCUGUGACCUGGCGGUGCUUGAGGUGGAAGAGAGCUUUUGGAAGGGCAAGGAAUCACUCAAGCUGUCUCGCGACAUUCCAAAGUUGGAUGACAACGUCACGUGCAUUGGCUUCCCCUUGGGCGGCGAGAACAUCUCGGUCACCCGGGGAGUUGUGUCGCGCAUUGAUGUGAAUCUGGACGGUUUGCUCCGCAUCCAGAUCGAUGCAGCGAUCAAUCCAGGCAACUCGGGUGGCCCAGUGCUGGGUGCCCACGGCCUGGUGGUGGGGAUGGCCUCCAGCCACCUCAAGAACGCAACUGGCACGAAGACUCCGAAGACUCCGCCCGUGCAACGAGCAUCCAACAUCGGCUACGUGAUCCCCUCCCAGGCUCCUUGCUCAAGUGUUGACAACCCACAAUUGGCAGAUGGCAAAGCAUUGAAGCACUACACCGAGUACUGCAAGGGCGUGCCGGUCAGAAGCUGCUAUUUGGGGGUGUCUUCCCUUGGCAUCGGCCGAGUGCAGACACUGGAGGGGAGUUGCUCAUAG
This is a messenger RNA of Effrenium voratum, 651 nucleotides long. Lineage: Eukaryota; Dinophyceae; Suessiales; Symbiodiniaceae. The record is from the annotation of a GenBank genome assembly.